Phytomonas sp. Hart1 is the source of this 1359-nucleotide messenger RNA. Lineage: Eukaryota; Euglenozoa; Kinetoplastea; Trypanosomatida; Trypanosomatidae. The record is from the annotation of a GenBank genome assembly.
AUGAAUAAAAGUUCUAGUUAUAUGGAAAUCACCCUCAACCGGGUCGAUAAUACGGAGACCGUUAGCUCCCCACACAGCUAUGCCUACGGUGGUGGGAACAGCGGUGCGGCGACGGGUCAAAGCGGCGGCCCUGCCACAGCCCUGCCCGACCACCCCACGAUUUCGAAUCUUUCCAUCACCUCGGCCAUGGUGGGUCUUCCCAUCACCUUCUUUGAGAAUGGAAAGCGGAAGAAGCAGUCUCUCACCACCCCUCCUCUCUCGUCCGAGCUGUCGAGGGUGAAAUCCGAAGACGAGGAGGGAAAGGGCGGGGGGAUCGGGGGCUCCUCCCCCUCCGAGGGCCUGACGCCGGAGGGGUUCCCCUGCACAACGCGUCGCGUGGAGCUGCUCUCCUUUGACCUGGACAACGUCUCCCCGCCGAUUGCGAAUCUCUUUCGCCGGGUGAUCACGACGGAGGUCCCGACCAUGGCGUUUGAUCGGGUUCUCCUCUACGAGAACGACGGGGUGGUGUUGGAUGAGCUGCUCUCGCACCGGCUGGGGCUCGUGCCCGUCGCCGGGCCGGUUUCCCGCAUGGAGUACAUCACAGAGCCCGGACAGGCCAGUUUUCAGUCCCUGGACCCGAAACGGGUGCUGAUGUUUGAGUUGGAGGCGGAGGGCGCGAAGAACGUCGCGGUGACUUCCGUGUACAGUCGGCAGCUGAGUUGGGUCCCCUUGCCUGGGCAGGAAGAGUUUCACUCGGGGCCCAGUUCCCCAUCGGACCCCGAACACAACGAGGCGGAUUCGGUUUUUGUGGUCCACCCGGACAUUUUAUUAACAAAGCUGGGCCCAGGGCAGCGGGUGAAGCUCCGCGCCAUGGCGGUAAAAGGGAUCGGCGCGGUCCACACCAAGUGGAGCCCGGUGUCGGCGUGUUAUUACGAAAUGAAGACCCACAUCGAGCUGACGGAACCUGUGCUCGGUGAGGCCGCCGAACAGCUUGUUAAAAUGAGCCCUAAGGGCGUAUUUGGGUUGGUGAAGGUACCCAAUGAAAAUGAGGAGGAGGAGGAGGAGACCGAAUCAAAGGUAGGCCGUUCCAAGGAUCCCGAGAGUUUAUCAAAGAAAUCGACAACCGUUUCCGCGGUGGUGUUGGACCCAAGCAAGUGUACCAUCAGCCGGGAAUGUUUGCGCACAGACCAAUAUCCAGAACUUGAGAAUAAGGUGAAAAUCACAAAGAACAAGACCAGGGUACGAUUCCAUGUUGAAAGCGUUGGGCAGCUGCACGCGGUGGAAAUAUUUAGAACAGCCUUGACGCUAUUUGCGGAACGAGUGCGGUAUUUAGCGCGGCUCAUUCAGGAUACUGAGGUAGUCGGUGCGGUUCCCGAGUAA